This is a messenger RNA of Lates calcarifer (barramundi perch), 8338 nucleotides long. Its product is annotated as ubiquitin carboxyl-terminal hydrolase 15. Gene Ontology annotation, biological process: protein deubiquitination. NCBI's taxonomy places the organism in Eukaryota, Metazoa, Chordata, Actinopteri, Centropomidae. The transcript is spliced from 16 exons. The record is from RefSeq and is a predicted model, not a curated record. The coding region runs from base 3372 to 5948 and encodes 858 amino acids. Gene Ontology annotation, molecular function: cysteine-type deubiquitinase activity.
GUGGGGGUGGGGGUGCCGACAGCCAGAGAUGGAGCCCCUGGAGGCGUAGCUCGGCGCAAAACGUUCACGUCAAAACCUGGCUGGAAACUUCACAUCAGAUUGGCUUAUGAAGUGAAGAAAGUCUGCAGAAAUUUCCGCUGAAAUGAAGCGACUUCAGUUUGAUUUUUUUUCUUCAGUUCUGCUCAGUUGAAGUCGUACUUGUCACACAGGUCUAUCUCUGGCUGUGGUUUGGGGCUUUAAGCUAUCUCCUGAUGAUGCGGUUUCAGCUGUAAGAGCUGAUAGCGAGGGAGGGGGGGGGAAGGGGCCUCAGAGGAGGGAUUGAUCUCUUUGGAAUUUUCUCCAGCCACAGCAGUGCUCUCUACAAAUGGCCCUCCGGUGCCUCUGGGUGCUUUAGUCAGCAUUUAAUUAUGUUAGUUAACAGUUUGCAUCUGAUUUUCUAACCUGAUUGAUCGAUAGCUUUGGCUACGGCUGCGUGAUUAUGGUUAAUGUGAUAAUUGUUUUACCCAUUAAUCUGCACCACGAGGUCUCAGUCUUAUACAACAGUCAAUCAAAGCGUUGUAAUAAUAAGAUAUUAGCAGUGUAUUUUGGGAGAACGCAGAGAGCUGUGGGAAACAAUUAAAAAAAAAAAAAAAAACGGGGUCAUCUAGCAUAAAAACGCAAAACCUGUUUGGCAGCAUAUUUCUGCUGCUGCGAUGACAGAUAAAAUAACUUGCAAUAGCUGCUGUGAUAACUCCUGUCGUGUAGUGUUUUAGUUUCUGUGCCCUUUUAACACAGUGCUGAUGCAUCUGUAAAUUCAGAUUCAGACAACUUUAUUUUUCCCUAAGGGAAGUUCAGUUUUACAAAAUGACCACAGUCGAUGUUAAGCAGCCUGAUGGCAGGAGGAAUGACAGGAUGAGAGCAGCGCUUUGUUUUCCUCAGGUACUGAGGGCUUUAAGGUGAAUCCACUGAGAGAGGAUGUGAUCAGAUUGUCUGAUAAUUCCUUUUGCUUUCUGGGCGACGUGUUUCUUUCUCUCUGCCGGACGCCACCAAACCAACAAAUAACAGAAAAGACUUUCAAUAAAAGACUGAGCCGCCUGAUCUCCACCUGUGCUCUCGUUUUGUUGUUAGAACCAUUCUGGUAUCUAACAGCGCCCGUGCACGUAAAGGACGCUGAUGCGCCACAUCAGCAGUUUCAGAGAUAUCGAAACUUUUCUUUAAAAAAUCACUAUAUGCUCAAACACGCAGCCAUGGUGCGAGGCUACAUUUUCAGACGCUUCAUCUUCCCACAAGAAGGUGAAGUGUCAAAUCACAGCAGCAUCUCAGGUAUCAGUCAGUCUGGAUGUCCUGCCACGCCAAAAUGAAUUACAGCUCAGUUUCCCUCCAGCUUUCAGUUUCUGUUUUCUGAAAACGUUUCUGUAAACUGAUUAAGGUUUUUUUUUUCUCCUGUGAAGCUCCGGGGCCCCAGAGGCUCGGUCGGCCCCCUCUGCUAGAGAGCACUGCUUCUGCUGUGGGUGGAGCUUUUUCUGACUCUGCUGUCGAGUAGAUUUUACACUGUCCCCUCCUUUCACCCGAUGUGUGUGAUUUACUGCAUGCCGGAGUGUGUGUGUGUCUGUGUGUCUCAGUGCUGUUGGAAUGCAGGAAUGAACAGCCACCUGAAAAGUCUAUAUUGAUAAAGAGGGAAGGUGUCACCGGCCCCGUACACCACUGGCUCGUAUAGUUGGGGAACGUGGUUUCACAUCGUCAUUUCUCUGCGUUGUAUUGUUUGAUAGCGGCGGCCUCUUUUUCUGCACAGUGGAUUGUGGGUGACUUGGGGAAAUGAGAUCUUCAGUCCCAGCAGCUCUCCUGUCCCUGAUCCACUGUAGUGCCAGUGCUGUCGUUUCCUCUGAAUUAUGCAUGGGGCCUGCUUUUUUCUUUUUCUUUUUUCUUCUCCUCACUCCCUUCUUCAUUUGAAGUGUUCCCACAUUACAUAACACUUGUCUUUUUUUGAUUUUGUGGCUUCGGUCUGGUCAGUUUCGCCUCAGCUGUGAUGCUCUGUAACAGCAGUAAGUGUCACUGUCUUAGGAGGCGGUGUCCCCCCUCUUUCUCUCUCCCUCUCUCUCUCUUCUUUCUCUCUCUUUCUUGGUCUCUUUACCUCUCCCCUGAGCUCAUUGCGAUGCACACGUUCUGCAGUCGAAGUGACCUUCAGAAUACAUUUCAUCUCACGCUCCUGCUCCACGCCCUGUGAUGAAACCACCCUUUCUCCCCCCUGGCUUUUACUUUAUUUUAUUUAUUUAGACCCUCCUCUCCCGUAGAGACGCCCGUGGCAUAUUAACGAGGACGAAAGAGGGAGUGUCAAAAGUGUGUGUUUCGCCGAGGAGGGGUGCUGACGGUGUCGUAGGGUGCAUUUUAACGGCAAGAGAGGGAAACUGAGAGUGUGUUAGUGUGUCGGGAUGAGCGAGGACGCAGUGGCCGAGUGUAAGGAAAGGGGGAUAAAUGUUCGGCAUGAAUGUGUUGAUGUAUGUAUGUUAGAGAGAGAGGGAGGGAGGUAGAGAGAUAUUAACAGAGAGUCAGGCCUGUGAAUACUGCAGCCUCAGCUGGAUGCAGUGGAUCAGCUGCUCCCUCCAUCCCCAUCUCAUUUCUCUUCUGUCAGCCUCCCCCCCUUGUACUGUCCGCCCCUCCCCCCUAUUCUCCCUGCCUCUCCCUCCCUCUCUCCCUCUCUCUCUCUCUCCCUCUCUCUCUCUCUCCCUCUCUCCCUCUCCCUCUCUCCCUCCCUCUCUCCCUCUCUCUCUCUCUCCCUCUCUCCCUCUCUCUCUCUCUCUCUCUCUCUGUGCACCUCUAGCUUCGGUAGCAGUAGUCUUGAGCAUCCUUGCUGCUGCUGAUGCUGCUAUAAAUAUCCGCUGGUAGCCGUAGAGCGGCAGAGAGCAGCAGGCAGGCCAGAGGGAGGAGCAGGGGAGACCAGAGGACAGUGCAGGACAGGACAGGACAUCUGAGGCAGAGAGGAUAACAAGAUGACAGGCGGUCGAGCCCGAAAAAGAAGAAGGGGGGAGAAGAGAGGAGGGGAGCUGCUUAGUUAGCUCAAAGAGAAGAGGAAGAGUGUGUGUUUUUGUGUGUUUAUGUGCUCUGUGGGCUGGUUGUUGGCCUGUGCAGGACUCGGAAGUCAAAUGUGGGCCUAAACUUGGUGCGGACUGCUGCUGGAGCUGCGCUAGGUUGAGCUGAGUUAACAUCAGGACUCAGCAGUGGAAGACUGGAGCUGGACUUUUCCUUCCUGGUCUCUUAAAAAAGAAAAGAAAAAAAAAAAAACACAACAGGAUCUGCAUGCCCCGGGCCCUGAAUCAAACCUCACCCAGGCUGCUGCCCGGUUAGUUUCGUGCGGACAUGUGGGCCGGCGUGGGCCGGGGCGGGGCUGAGAUGUCAUGCUCCUGUGUUGCUGGUGGUGCCUGAGGCCCGAGGCGGUGGAGCUGGACAGCAGAAGGGUGGACCACCGUGUGCUGAACUGCGAGGCCACUGCUUCCACCGCCAUCACAGCUGUUUCCCUUGACCAGUGGGAGCCAGAAACGACCAACACUGGCUUGCAGCCACCCCAGAGUGUGAAGAAUUCGAGCUAUAGUUUGCCGUCCUACCACUCCUACAGUAACAGCUAUGACUACUCAGACCAGAGCAGGCAGAGUGAGCGCUCGGGCCUCUGUGGACUCUCCAACCUGGGCAACACCUGCUUCAUGAACUCUGCUGUGCAGUGUUUAAGCAAUAUCCCUCCCCUGACGGAGUACUUCCUCAAAGACAAGUACACGGACGAGCUGAACGAGGACAACCCGCUGGGCAUGAAGGGGGAGAUCGCCAGAGCCUACGCCGAGCUCAUCAAGCAGCUGUGGUCGGGCAAAUACAGCUAUGUCACCCCGAGGCCUUUCAAGACCCAGGUGGGCCGCUUUGCCCCACAGUUCUCGGGCUACCAGCAGCAGGACUCCCACGAGCUGCUGGCCUUUCUCCUGGACGGCCUUCACGAGGACUUGAACCGCAUCAGGAAGAAGCCGUACAUCCAGCUAAAGGACGCUAACGGCAGGCCUGAUAAGGUGGUGGCGGAAGAAGCCUGGGAGAACCACAUCAAGAGAAACGACUCCAUCAUCGUGGACAUCUUCCACGGCCUUUUCAAGUCCACCCUGGUGUGUCCUGAUUGCUCAAAGGUCUCUGUGACUUUUGAUCCUUUCUGCUACUUGACCCUGCCCCUUCCCAUGAAGAAGGAGCGGACACUGGAGGUCUAUCUCGUCAGACUGGACCCUCUCGCCAAACCCACACAGUACAAACUGACUGUGCCGAAGGUGGGCUACAUCUCUGACCUGUGUACCUCCCUCUCCAGCCUGUCUGGAGUUCCUGCUGAGAAGAUGAUUGUAACUGACAUCUACAACCACCGCUUCCACCGGAUCUUCGCCACCAACGAGAACCUCAGCAGCAUCAUGGAGAGAGAUGAUAUCUACGUAUUUGAGGUGGCGGUGAACAGGGUGGAGGACACGGACCACGUAGUGAUCCCCGUGCACCUGAGGGAGAAGUACAAACAGUCGGGCUACAACCACACCAGCACGCCGCUGUUCGGGCAGCCCUUCCUCAUCGCCGUACCCAGAACCCUCAGCGAAGACAAGCUCUACAACAUGCUGCUCCUGCGCCUCUGCCGGUUUGUGCGAUCUUCAGUAGAAGAGGAUGAGGAGGAUUGUGAAGAGACGCAGCCAUCCAAACAACACACUGUCAAUGGGAACGCCACUAAUGGACUCCUGGAGGAGGGGUCACCGAGCGAGAUGGAGACAGACGAGCAGGAUGACGAGUCGAGCCAGGAUCAGGAGCUGCCCUCCGAGAACGACAACAGCCAAUCGGAGGACUCGGUGGGCGGGGACAACGAGCUGGAGAACGGCGUGGUCGGCCCGCAGAACUCCACCACCAAAGGCCAGCAGACGGCCGAGCACAACAGAAAGAGACUUUUUACAUUCCAGUUCAAUAACAUGGGCAAAACGGACUUCUCGCUCAUCAAGGAGGACACCAGGCAGAUCCGCUUUGACGAGGGACACCUGCGACUCAGCGACCGCUCUUAUCUCUCCUUGGACUGGGAACCGGAGAUCAAGAAGAAGUAUUUUGAUGAGACCGUCGUCGAGGACUUUGACAAGCAUGAGAGCAUGGAGUACAAGCCUCAGAAGAAGGCUUUCUUCAAGCUGAAGGACUGCAUCGAGCUGUUCACCACGAAGGAAAAACUGGGAGCGGAAGAUCCGUGGUACUGUCCAAACUGCAAGCAGCACCAACAGGCCACUAAGAAGCUGGACCUAUGGUCUCUGCCGCCGGUGCUGGUGGUCCAUCUGAAACGCUUCUCUUACAGCCGCUACAUGAGGGAUAAACUGGAUUCCCUUGUUGACUUCCCACUCAGAGAUCUGGACAUGUCUGAGUUCCUGAUCAACCCCAACGCUGGGCCGUGUCGCUACGACCUCAUUGCUGUGUCCAACCACUACGGCGGGAUGGGAGGAGGCCACUAUACCGCUUACGCUAAGAACAAAGACGACGGGAAGUGGUACAACUUUGAUGACAGCAGCGUGUCUCCUGCCAACGAAGAUCAAAUAGUGUCCAAAGCCGGCUAUGUGCUGUUCUACCAACGCCAGGACACGGUGAAAGGCACCGGCUACUUCGCCCUCGACCGCGAGGAGGAAGAGGAUGAGGAGGAGGAAGAGGAGGGCGAAGAGGAGGAGGAAGAGAACGAGGGCGAGGAGAGACAGGAGAGAAAAACCACCGCCACUGCCGCCGCCUCCUGUGCUCAGGGUGCCUCGUCUGCUGCUGCCGCCGGCAGUAUCGCCUGCGGCGCCGCCGCUCAGAACGACGAGGAGGACCUGAACGAGAACCGGUGCAGGAAGAACGACAACGAGCAGGAAGACGAGGAGGAGGAGGAGGAAGACGAAGAGGAGGAGGAGGAAGAGGAGGAGGAGCAGGCACCCAAUCAAGACGUCACCAUGAAAACCAACUGAAGCUGACGCAGGGAGGACACGGAUCAAUGGAGAGAGAGAGACUGGGAUCUUUCCAUCCAAAGCCAUAUGGACACUCGGCAUGGCAGCGGGCGCCAUCGGUCCCACCCGGCGGCUUGGACUCAGCCGCUCGACUGUGGGCGAGGGGGGGUGUGACAGCUUUUAAGUCAGGGGUGCUGCCGCGGUACGCAACUGUAAGAAAUCAGGGCCCUCCUCUGUGGUUGAAUCACUGUGUGUGAGUGUGUGUCAAGUGUGUGUGUGUGUGUGUGUGUCGCCACGUCCGUUCGUUUAGGAUUCGCUCACCGAGCAACACCAGGGAUUGAUUUCGAGGCUUCGCUUGGAAUCUCCCUCUGCUUUUUGUGUUCCUUUUGUUGUUAUUUUUUUUUAUACAUAUAUAUUUUUGAGAGCGAGGAAUUGUCGGCAUAUCAUUUUAGUAUAAUUUUGUAAAUAUUUUAAACACUGAAUUAUAUUGGGUUUUCGUGAUGCGCUGAGACAUUUUUGAACUUGCACAAUCACCAACCACCCACCUUGUUUUUUUAUGUAUUAUUGCCAGACAUACUGCAAAUUGUUUGACAAUGACGUCGUCUCUCAGAGGGUUUUCUCACAGUUAAAAGCUUAGGAAGCUGCCUUUAAUACGCGAGACGCGUCUACAGUCUGGACUUAGCGUAGAGAAGCGACGCCCUGUAGUCGUGUGGUUUUAUACAGUGUCAAACAGCCAAACUGUCCUAGCUUUGUGCUGCUGCUGCUGCUGUGAUCUUGCAUUUUAAGACAGAUGAUUACUACACUGGUAUGAACUUAAACGAUUUAAGCUCCUGCUUUUGCUGUCUCUCUCUCUCUGGUCUCCUCUGUCGAUAUAUAUCAUAUCAUAUCUCUUAAAACUCUAAAUUAAAGCAGGGUAUGAUCCAGCGAACGCCGCAGAUCGACCAAACGUUCUGUGCUAGCUGUGGAAACGAAUCGGGAGGUGUUUCGGACGUUUCUGUCCUAACGAACUCGUCGUAGUGUGCAGGGAUUGCGACAGAUAUCUCCCUCUUUACGUUUAACUUCGUAGGCGGUGUUUAAAGCUUUAGCACGGCUCCGCCUACUUUUUUUCUCUCUUCGUAUCGGAGGCGCCGUGAGAUUAGGAAACAUCGGUGAUUUCGCUGACAUCAGAUGCGUCGUCUCGUCUCGUGUUUUGAAUCACCUCGGCCUUAAACUCUUGAUCUCAGACCGGUCGCCUUUUCUUUCCACGCCACUCGUCACGCCGUCUUUUUCUCUCGCUUGUCGCCCCACCACAUCGAACGCUCCGUAGUACGCAUUUUUGCUCGUUCUAUCGCGGCCACGUCAUCACGAACUGUUUUUUUCCUCCUUCAUUUAAGCCACAAGAGGGCCAGAAUGUAUGCUGAAUGGAACGAACACUGACCAGAUGUAUGUGGUUGAUGCCUUUUGAUUCUUUAUAGGGCCUGAUUUUUCCCUCCUUUUUCUUUUCAUGGCUCCCUUUCUUGGUUUGGUUGAAUGUGAUAUUAAUGGGUUUCCUCACCUUUGAUACUUGCUGUAUGAAUUCACGCGUCCCUUUCCAGAGGCGACAGGGAGGGUGGGUGGGGGGGAUGCUUCUUUGUGGUCCUGAGCUUUGAGGAUGGGUGAGGAAGUGGGGGCACAAACUGAAACCUGUGGGGUGAGUCGACCCUAAAAGGCCUUUCAGCUUUUGGGAUCAUGAUACAGUGAAAAUAUUUUCUGGCAGAUCGUUGCAGGAUAUUCCUCCAUCGACGUUAACUCAUGAUAGAACUCUAUUCUCCAUGGUGGAGCGUUAUGUUUUCUUUUUCUACCUGUUCUUUUCCAUUGUAAACAGCUGUUGUCGCCUCAGAAUAUCAGUUGUGUACCAUGCCUUCGCGCUUCGACUCCUGCGGGCUUCAUCACCGCGGCGUUGCCUUGCCUUUCGGGGGCGACUCACCCCAUCCUGACUGAGUGAGAUGUGAUUGCUACUAUAGGCUUAUACAAUACUGUACAUAAGAGUUCACUCUGUGAGUGCACAUUUGAUAAAGUUUAUUUAUUUAUAUGUAAGCAUUUAAUAAUAAACAGACAAUAUAUUUAAAACCUUGGCAAGACCUGACGUGUCGGGGGGAGGGGGGAGGGUGGGGGAGGACGUGGCUCCAGUCCACACAUAAACCAGUUUGCAAAAGUCUUGCCUGCGCUCUUGUCAGGGAGGGAAUAUUUUUUAAAAAAAGGAUGGAUGGAUUCUGUUGUUUGGGACUUUUUUGUAAAAAACAAAAACAAAAAACAUAAUAAUUAUCCAGACAUCCUUGCAUGAUGAGAUAAUGAGGGUUUCCAGGUUUGGCUGCACUUGAGUUCACUUGGGUUUACAUUUGAAAUGUGCAUGUGUAUUUAUACACAAUCUUCAAUAAAGUUGUGUAAAGCUU